Molecule: messenger RNA, 764 nt
Organism: Ciona intestinalis (vase tunicate)
Lineage: Eukaryota; Metazoa; Chordata; Ascidiacea; Phlebobranchia; Cionidae
Source: RefSeq, a predicted model, not a curated record
AUUGUUUAUGCGUGCGGUCUAGGUCAGGGCAUAACAUUUAGGCCAAGAUUAGUUCAGUUUACCAUAUAUAAUAUAUAUAACACGAAUGUAUUCUUAUACAGACCAAUAGCUUUAAAAAAGGUUUACAGAUAUAGCUUACACAUACAUAUAAGCUAUGGUAAGCAUAAGACCUUUAUUUGCGUUGUGUUUUCUACUGGUGCAAGUUCAUGGCUUGGAAAAUGCAAUGCGAGAUUUAUCAGUGGUGAACCAAACUACAACACUCGCUCUAAAAUAUCGAUGUAAUCACCCUGAUGAGUUCAUCAAUGACGUCACGAUAUGCCUGACGUCAUUCGCACGAUAUUCUCAGAAUAUGACGUCGCAAGAGAUAUGCGACUUUAAACUUAUUUGGAGACCCUACGACACCUUAUCCAGAUGUAUAAACGCCUCGACAUCUAAUGGUAACUGUUGGGACAGAUACGCUUUAUUUGAUGACGUCAUGAGAAGUGUGACGCACCCGCAAUUUUUCAACCAUUGUGACAAAACAGAAGCACUGGUACAACCGAACAACAAACACACUGUUUUCGUCAUAAUUGGAUUGUCAUGCUUCCUUAGCGUUUGUGGAAUUAUUUUGGCCAAUUAUCUUGUUUCUAUGGACGAUUGAAUACGUGUGAAGAUAAAACGUUUGGAGAAAAUCCCACAAACACAAAAUCAGCAUCAAAAAUGUUAAUUUAUUCGUAGGAAUACGAUUGCGAAGAUCAAAUUUAUUAAAACAACGAAGAGAAAAA